GAGAACGGAACGAAGCGCUAUGAGCGAGGGAUUGGUGAGGGACUACGAGAUCGGGGCGGAGAUCGGGCGGGGCCGGUUCGGGUUGGUUCGGCGUUGCAUUUCGGCCGUGACCGGGGAGGAGUUCGCCUUGAAGUCGAUCGAGAAGCGCCUCCUUGCUGACGACGUCGACCGCGAGUGCGCGGAACGGGAGGUUAAGAUCCACUACCUUGCGGCCGCCGGGAAUCCCCACGCGGUGCAGAUCCACGCCGCAUACGAGGACGACAAGUGGGUGCAUCUGGUGCUGGAGCUCCUCGACGGGCCCGACCUCUGCGACCGAAUCGCUGCUCGCCAGGGGACGCCGUUCGCGGAGCCGGAGGCGGCGGCUGUGGUGGCCGCGCUGGCGGAGGCCGUGGCCGCGUGCCACCGGAGGGGGGUGGUGCACCGGGACGUGAAACCGGACAACGUACUCUUCGAUGCGAGGGGGCUGCUCAAGCUGGCCGACUUCGGGUCGGCGGAGUGCUUCGUGGGCGCUGACGGGGGCCGGGUGCCGAUGAAGGGGAUCGUGGGGACGCCGUGGUACGUGGCGCCGGAGGUGGUGGCCGGGAGGGAUUACGGGGAGAAGGUAGACGUGUGGAGCGUGGGGGUGGUGAUGUACAUGAUGCUGGCCGGGGGGCUGCCCCCGUUCUAUGGGGAAACAGCGGUGGAGAUCUUCGAUGCGGUGGCGAGGGCCAACCUCAGGUUCCCGCCGAGGGUAUUCCGCUCGGUGUCGCCGGCGGCCAAGGACCUGAUGCGGCGGAUUCUCUGCAAGGACGUCUCCAGAAGAUUCUCCGCCGAGCAAGUUCUCAGGCAUCGAUGGAUUACAAACAGAGGAGGGAUGAUGAGGCCAGCAGAGGGAGAUCCAUCACUCUCCAUGUAACGGCACGACGAAGCCUUGGUUCUUGGAUUCUGCAGUGGCUAGCUCUGUACGUCCUUCUCCUUGGCUUCUCCUUGUGGCUCCAUGAAGAGUGCUCUGCAGAACCAUAACACGCACUCUGAGCUUGAGCUGUGUGUGCAGGAGAAAGAGAGAUGGCAUCCUCUGUUUCUACACAUGUAAAGCUUCAGUGUCCCUUAUUCUUCCCUCUUCUUCUUUCCCCUUCACUUCUUUGUUGUUGUAGCUUCCUCGAUUUUGAUUUUAGUCCAUUAUGGAACUGAUUGAUGAGACGUUCUAAAAUUUGUCUACUCAAUAUCUACACCCACCUUCGCAAUCAAUCUUUUCCGUGAGAAAGUCAUUCAGUGCA
Musa acuminata AAA Group (dessert banana) is the source of this 1256-nucleotide messenger RNA. Its product is annotated as phosphoenolpyruvate carboxylase kinase 2-like. NCBI's taxonomy places the organism in Eukaryota, Viridiplantae, Streptophyta, Magnoliopsida, Zingiberales, Musaceae. The record is from RefSeq and is a predicted model, not a curated record. The transcript is spliced from 2 exons. Gene Ontology annotation, biological process: intracellular signal transduction; peptidyl-serine phosphorylation; protein autophosphorylation. The coding region runs from base 20 to 895 and encodes 291 amino acids. Gene Ontology annotation, molecular function: calcium/calmodulin-dependent protein kinase activity; calcium-dependent protein serine/threonine kinase activity; calmodulin binding. Gene Ontology annotation, cellular component: cytoplasm; nucleus.